Molecule: messenger RNA, 5316 nt
Organism: Nothobranchius furzeri (turquoise killifish)
Lineage: Eukaryota; Metazoa; Chordata; Actinopteri; Cyprinodontiformes; Nothobranchiidae
Gene: col5a2a
Product: collagen, type V, alpha 2a
Biological process (GO): skeletal system development; notochord development; collagen fibril organization
Cellular component (GO): collagen type II trimer
Molecular function (GO): extracellular matrix structural constituent conferring tensile strength; protein binding
Source: RefSeq, a predicted model, not a curated record
CUUCUCAUUUAAAGCUGUAACUACACAAAAAAAGGAGGAAAAAAAUCCCACUCACGCAUUCUGGGCUGGGUCUGCUCGCUGCUUACAAGGAGAGGCGCUCCUGUGUUCAUGGUGCUGCUGUGAUAACCUGGGCACCUUUUCUUCCAUCCCUUUCCCCCUCCUUCUUUAACUUUGCACAAAAGAAAGGCCCAUGUCUUAGACAUGAUGAUUUCCAUGCAUUUGAGGACUUUUAUCUUUCUGGUGGUCUCUCGGCUUGUGAUUGUGACAUGUCAGGACGGGAGCAGUGGAGACGACGAUUGCACAGCAGAUGGUCAGAAGUACUCAAACACCGACAUCUGGAAGCCGGAACCCUGCCGGAUCUGCGUUUGUGACAAAGGCCAGGUCCUCUGCGAUGAGGUCCAUUGUGAAGAGCAUACCAACUGUGAGAAGAUGUACGUCCCAGAGGGCGAGUGCUGCCCUGUCUGUCAGGGCGAUUCGCCCAGCGGCGGCGGUGGUGGUGGCGGUGGAGAUAGAGUCUAUAAGGGACAGAAAGGAGAACCUGGAGAAGUUCCAAUUGUGACGGGCAUACGAGGUCGUCCUGGACCGAUGGGGCCUCCCGGCUCGGCUGGAUACAGAGGGCCUCACGGACACAAAGGAAGGCCGGGACUGCGAGGUCCUCCAGGCUACGAUGGAGAGCCAGGCAUACCAGGUCAACCUGGUGAACCGGGACCUCCGGGUCCUCCAACACACCCAGGGGGACUGGGAGGCCAAAUGGCUCAAGGAUUUGAUUCCAAAACGGGACCACAGGCCAUGCUGAAUGGUGCCAGGGGAGAAGCUGGAGCAAGAGGACCUCCUGGACCGAGCGGGUCACCUGGCCAAGCUGGACCUCAAGGACCUCAUGGAGAUGUUGGUGAUCCGGGACACAUGGGCUCACCUGGACAAAGAGGACCUGAGGGUCCAGCAGGGAAACCAGGCAAAGACGGAGAACCAGGAAAAUCGGGAAAUCCCGGAGAAGUCGGCUUUCCCGGAUCAGCUGGUCCAAGAGGAUUUCCUGGCACACCGGGACCUCCUGGUCUGAAGGGGCACCGUGGUCACUCUGGACCACUUGGCCAAAAAGGUGAAAUGGGAGCUGUUGGAUCCAAGGGUGCUACUGGGCCUCCUGGUCCAAUGGGAGGACCUGGACCCAUGGGUCCUGCUGGGAUGCCUGGUGAGAGAGGACGGCCUGGACCAGGCGGUAUUGCCGGUAAACGUGGUCUGCCUGGCAACAUUGGGAAACCUGGUCCAUUGGGUCCCUUGGGUAUCAAUGGCCCGCCAGGGUAUCCAGGAACACCCGGUAUGAAGGGACAACCUGGGCCUACAGGUGUCCGGGGUCCAGAAGGUCCACAGGGCCAGAGAGGAGAAACCGGUCACCAAGGCAGGGUUGGACCAGUUGGCCUCAGGGGACCCAUGGGUACAGAUGGAGGCCCAGGUGCUAAAGGACCAGUGGGCAAUUUGGGUCCACAAGGUCAAGGAGGCCACCCUGGACCUUCUGGUCCACCAGGACCUCAGGGAAGCACUGGUCAGCCUGGUAUAAAAGGACAAGGGGGAGAUGUUGGUGUUGCAGGAUUUAAAGGAGAAGCAGGACCUAAAGGAGAACCAGGUCCGCCAGGCUCCCAGGGAGUGAUCGGACCUCAGGGUGAGGAAGGAAAGCGAGGACCACGUGGAGAUCCGGGCUCGGUUGGCCCUCCUGGUCCCAUUGGUGAAAGAGGAUCUCCUGGAAACCGAGGUUUCCCUGGUGCUGAUGGCCUACCGGGACCUAAGGGUGCUCAAGGAGAUCGUGGCAUUUCUGGCCCAGCUGGGCCAAAAGGUUCUCUGGGAGAUCUAGGGCGCUCAGGAGAGCCUGGUCUACCAGGUGCAAGGGGUCUUACUGGUACCCCGGGAGUCCAGGGGGCAGAGGGCAAGCCAGGACCACUGGGUGCACCCGGUGAGGACGGCCGUCCAGGCCAAGCAGGACCGAUUGGAAACCGAGGCCCUGCAGGAACUAUGGGCGUUCCAGGCCCCAAAGGCUUUAAUGGUGACCCAGGAAAGACCGGUGAACAGGGAUCUGCAGGAGUGCCGGGUCAAAGAGGACCUCCAGGAAAAGAUGGAGAAGUUGGCCCUGCAGGUCCCCCUGGUCCACCUGGUCCUGCAGGAGACAGAGGAGAACAGGGACCACCAGGUGUGAAUGGAUUCCAGGGACUGCCAGGAAACCAAGGGCCUCCUGGAGAGCCUGGUAAACCAGGUGACCAAGGUAUUCCUGGAGAGAUUGGUCCUGUGGGUCAAAUUGGACCAAGGGGUGAACGUGGAAUCCCUGGAGAGAGAGGAGAUCUGGGUCCGACCGGUCUGCAGGGACCUAAAGGAAUUCCUGGAGCACCUGGUCCUGAUGGACCAAAGGGCAGCCCUGGUCCUACAGGUGCUCUGGGAGAUGUAGGGCCCCCUGGUCUCCAGGGAAUGCCAGGAGAAAGAGGAAUCUCGGGACCUCCCGGGCCAAAGGGAGACAGAGGAGCGGUUGGAGAGAAAGGUUCAGAAGGUACACCAGGAAAUGAUGGUGCAAGAGGAGCCCCUGGUCUCGUUGGCCCACUAGGACCUGCUGGACCCAGUGGUGAAAAGGGGGAACCAGGACCCAAAGGACCAGCUGGGCCUCCAGGAUCCAGAGGAACACAUGGAGCAAGAGGUGACCCCGGUCCAAUUGGUGCUGUAGGAUUUUCUGGACCUCCUGGUCCUGAUGGUCAACCCGGAGUCAAGGGAGAGCCCGGAGAGCCAGGGCAGAAAGGAGAUGCUGGUUCUCCAGGGCCUCAGGGUUUGGCUGGUGCCCACGGACCUCCGGGUCCAGUUGGUGUUUCUGGACUGAAAGGAGGAAGAGGAACACAGGGGGCUCCGGGUCCUACUGGUUUCCCUGGAUCAGCAGGAAAAGUUGGACCACCAGGUCCACCUGGACCACUUGGAGAAGCUGGACCCCAGGGACCUCCAGGAAAAGAAGGUCCUGCUGGACUCCGAGGUGAUCACGGGCCCCCUGGAAGGCAAGGAGAGCUUGGACCUCCUGGUCCACCAGGGAGCCCUGGAGACAAAGGUGACCCCGGAGAGGACGGCCCCACGGGUCCCGAUGGUCCUCCAGGUCCAGCUGGAACGACAGGGCAGAGAGGAAUUGUGGGUCUCCCUGGUCAGCGAGGAGAGCGUGGGAUGCCGGGUCUUCCCGGACCAGCGGGUCCACCAGGAAAACAGGGAGCUGCAGGACAAACAGGAGAUAAAGGCCCCCCAGGUCCAGUUGGUGUUCCUGGUGCUAAUGGACCUCGAGGCGAUCCCGGUCCUGAUGGUUCUGCAGGAUCUGACGGUCCACCAGGAAAAGAUGGAAAUCUCGGACUAAGGGGAGACCGAGGAGAUUCUGGUCCAGAGGGUUUGAUUGGUCCUCAGGGGCUUCCUGGACCUCCUGGUCCUGUUGGUGCUCCCGGUGAACAAGGAAGAAGAGGAGAGCCAGGCUCAAGAGGACCUCAAGGUCCACCUGGAUCCGCUGGCAAAAGAGGACUAGUGGGACCACAAGGACCAAGAGGAGAUAAGGGUGACCUGGGUGAUCAUGGAGAGAGGGGCCAGAAGGGACACAGAGGCUUCACCGGUCUGCAGGGUCUUCCUGGACCUCCGGGCACAACUGGUGAGCAAGGAGCUCCAGGAAUAGUUGGACCAAGUGGCCAAAGGGGCCCUCCCGGACCCAUCGGACCUCCUGGGAAGGAGGGAUACCUGGGCCAGCCUGGGCCAAUGGGACCUCCUGGUACUCGUGGACUUAGUGGAGAAAUUGGACCACAGGGACCCCCUGGGGAAGAUGGACCUCCUGGUCCUCCCGGCCCACCAGGACCUCCUGUGGCUGCUGUGGAUGACCUGUUCGGCCCCCACGAUUACGAUUCUGGGCCUCCUCCUCCUCCAGAGUUCAGCGAAGACGAGGCUCUGCCCAACAGCAACGCCUCUGCCAUCAUUGUCCCUGUUGACCCCAGUGUUCAGGCCACCCUGAAGGCUCUCAGCAGUCAGAUCGACAGCAUGAAGAGUCCUGAUGGCAGUAGGAAACACCCUGCCAGGACCUGUGAUGACCUGAAGAGAUGCUACCCCUUAAAAAAAAGUGGCGAGUACUGGGUGGAUCCAAACCAAGGUAGUGCAGAGGAUGCCAUCAAAGUGCACUGCAACAUGGACACUGGAGAGACCUGCAUCUCUGCCAACCCAUCCACUAUACCUCGUAAAGUGUGGUGGACUGCCUCUAGGAGCAAACCAGUGUGGUUUGGAGCCGACAUAAAUAGCGGGACACAUUUCACCUAUGGGAACAAAGAUCAGCCUGUGAACUCCGUCACGGUGCAGAUGACUUUCAUCCGCCUGCUCUCCAAAGAGGCAUCUCAGACCAUCACCUACCACUGCAAAAACUCUGUGGGCUACGAAGACGCCCGAACGGGCAACUUGAAGAAAGCAGUGAUCCUCAAAGGCUCCAAUGACCUGGAGCUGAAAGCUGAGGGAAACAACCGCUUCCGAUACACGAUGGUGGAGGAUUCCUGCUCGAAAGCAAGCAGCAACUGGGGCAAGACAGUACUCGAGUACAGGACACAGAAAACUGCCAGGCUUCCCAUUGUGGAUAUUGCCCCCGUGGACAUUGGUGGGCCCAAUCAGGAGUUCGGUAUUGAUAUCGGACCUGUGUGCUUCUUGUAGAGCCAAACAGAUGGAGGAGAGACUGUUGAACUGACAGCUGAUGCGAUCAGCCGCCUUGUACAUACGAGGACUAUUCCGGCCCUGUGGCAAAAUAUUUAUUGUGCCUUUCAACCCAAGUUCAAGACAACAGACGUUGGUAUGAAUGUUUGGUUUUACGGAGAAAAAAAAGGUGGUUUUAAAAAUCUGAUUCCUUGUUUGUGUAUGUUUCACUUCAGACGUCAAAAUGCUUGAAGCCUAAAUUACAUUUAAGAAUGACAAAUAAUACCAAACAUUAACUGCUGUUAAUAAUAAGCCCCAAACCGAUAGAAGUUCAUUGUCCCACCACUAUUGUUGUUAUUUUUAUAAUUUUCUUAUUUUUUAGAAAUUUACAGAAUUCUCUUUAACGAAUAGAAAACUUUGUGGUGCUAUUGAGGAUUAAAAAACCGCUACGCAGCCGUGCGGCUUGGAAGAUCCGACUGAACUCUGAACCAGGAGGAGGACUGAACACAUUAGCUGUGUCGAUUGCUCGGCGUUAGCUACCUCGUCACCGAAGCUGAGACAACGACGGUGCUACGUGUAACGUGUCUUUCCCAGGUGCUGGUUUCUUUCUGCCGUUCAGGGUUUGGUGAAAAUAAUAAAGAUCUUUCUGUCAACAAUGGA